Gamsiella multidivaricata is the source of this 1074-nucleotide messenger RNA. RefSeq lists its product as uncharacterized. The record is from RefSeq and is a predicted model, not a curated record. The coding region runs from base 448 to 1068 and encodes 206 amino acids. The transcript has 2 exons. NCBI's taxonomy places the organism in Eukaryota, Fungi, Mortierellomycota, Mortierellomycetes, Mortierellales, Mortierellaceae.
UCCAUACUAUCAUAUAUUACUUCUCUUACCCAAACGCAUCAUUCGUUACCACAUCGGCUUCUAAGAUCCACAAAUGGAAGUAAUCUGCUAAAUAAUCCCCAUUCUAUUUACGACACUCUUUGUAGCUUAAAAAGCAAGAUCUCCGAGCAUUCCGAGCUUUUCGCCUCAUGCUCCUCCAUCAGAGAAGCUCUUGGUCUCUUUCUUUUCCGCAACUGUUUACUGGACGCGUCUGAGACUGUGCUUAAAAAUGAAAUGCAAUUGAUGGAAGCAGCGUUCGGUCGCAUCAAGAUCUUCGGAGGUGCAGCAAGAGCAGUUCUCGAUGAGUCGUUUGCCCUGAAGGCCACCCACAAUUAUUUUCGGGAAAAGGAUCCAUCACUCAUAUCUGCAGCGGAACGGACGAUGCUACACUCCAACAACGCUUCAGUACACGGAAACAUGUAGGAAACGAUGAUACCACCUGUCUUUGUUGAGACGUUUAGAAGUCGACCGCUGUCCUCGUGGCCUUUGUUGACCAAGAAUUCUCUUCCCGAGCAGCUCGUCGGGGAUGUGACGAUUGUUGGAUACGACGAACAGCAACCAAAACUCGCCAUAUCGCACAGAAACAUCACGACACAGAAUUUUAUGAAGGCGCACGUCGAGCACAACUCCAAGCAGGGCGAUCAGGAUAUCCCUCCAUUCUAUUUCCCAGCACCUCAUGUCUCCGGACCCGACGUCAUAUUUUUUGUCAAGAUCAACGGCAGCAUGUACCCUUGCUUUGUCCAAUUGAAGUUGCGACAAGUUCUUGAGCGCAGCGAUGUCGAGAAAGCGCCUGGAACUGUCAGCAGUCACGCCAUACAAGAGAAGAUGGAAAAGGAGCAGAAAAUGCAACAAAAACAGCGUCAAGAUGAACCGGCAACAAGUGUCCAAUCCGAUCAACAGCAACUACCACAACUGCAGGACUACUGCCCCACUGGAACAUAUAUUAGCAUGAUUCACUUCCACCUGAUCAGACCGUUUGCACCUGCUGAGGUUGUCUUUGAUCUCAUACUCCUGGACAAAAAUGGAAGUCAUCUACAAAACUGUAUAUGAUUUGCG